GUUUAUGAAUGCCACGCAAACUAAACUCUAUUUUGUCAGUUUCAAACUUUCAAUGCUUCAUCCGUUAACUUGAAUUUUUAAUCAAUUCACAGCUGGGAUAAAUCUCUUGUUUGUUUAUGGGUACAGUCCAUAAGUGAUUUCUUGUUCUCCACUUCUUGGUUUCUCACGAACUUUCAAUUGCAGAUUGCUUUGAUUUUAACAAUUAUUGAUAACCCAUGACACAAGAGCUCAAUGAUCGAUAACCACCGAUAAUGGGAUUUCUCGUAAGUUUAUCGGAAACCAUAGGUUUUUGGAUCGGAAUUCCGAUAGGUAUUCUUCUGGGAUUCUUCAUAUUCAUAUACUAUGAACCAAGAGAUGUUAAGGACUUUGGCCCCAAUAAGUCACUUGAAGAUUAUGAUUCUAGCACCUUGAUUGAUCUUCUCCCAAAACUUCCACUAUGGGUGAUGAAUCCAGAUUAUGAGCGAGUCGAUUGGUUAAACAAGUUUAUCAAUGACAUGUGGCCAUACUUUGAUAAGGUAGCAUGUGGAAUUAUCAUAAGCACCGCAGAACCUAUUUUUUCUGAGUACAUAGACAAGUUUCAGAUAAAAUCCAUAAAUUUCGAGCAUCUUACUCUUGGAAAUCUUCCUCCCAAAAUUCAUGGUCUUAAGGUUCAAGAGUCUAAUGAGAAUCAACUGGUUUUUGAUCUUGCACUAAGAUGGGCUGGAAAUGCUGUCAUUGUUCUGGCGAUAAAACUAUUUUCUCUAGAAAUCAAUGUUCAGUUAAUAGAUAUACAAAUAUCUGCUGCUACUCGGGUAAUAUUGAGACCUUUUGUGCCAACAUUCCCAUGUUUUGCAAACAUUGCAGUAUCUUUGAUGGAGAAGCCACAGAUAGACUUUGGGCUGAAAGUAAUGCGAGGGGAUAUUAUGGCAAUCCCAGGGCUAUACCAAUGUGUUCAGGAAGUUAUAAGCAAGCAAGUUGCAGGGCUUUAUCUCUGGCCCCACACAUACGAAAUACCCAUUCUUGACAGUUCAAUAGGAGCCGACAAGAAGCCCGUGGGAAUUCUGCACGUGAAGGUUGUGAGAGCACAAAAUCUUCUAAACACAGAUUUUCUCUCAAUGUCUGAUCCCUACGUCAAACUCAGCCUUAGUGGGGAAAGGCUUCCGGCAAAGAAGACUUCCGUCAAGAUGAAUAAUUUGAAUCCCGAGUGGUUAGAAGACUUCAAGAUGAUUGUGAAGGACCCCCAGUCUCAAGUCCUCCAAAUGCACCUUUAUGACUGGGAAAAGUUUGGAGCACAUGAUUAUUUAGGGAUGCAAGUUAUUCCGCUGAAUGUACUCAUUCCAUACGAGAAGAAAGACUUCACACUCAGUUUGCUAAAUAGUAUGGAUCCUGAUGAUCCUCAUAACAAGAAGCCUCGAGGUCAAAUUACAGUGGCGACGGCGUUCAUUCCUUUCUUGGAAGAUAGUAAAAAAUUUAGUGGAAUUAUGGAUUAUGAGCAGAAUGGAAGUUCUCAUGAUGCUUCGGAGAAGAUUUCUUUGACGGGAACAGGUUUACUUAUAGUUACAAUCAUAGGCGCCGAGGAUGUCGAAGGCAAGAACCACAACAACCCUCAUGCCGUGAUCCUUUUUAGAGGAGAUAAGAGAAAAACCAAGUCAAUCAAGAAAACUAGAAACCCAAUUUGGAAUGAGGAAUUUCAGUUUGUGUUAGAAGAGGCUCCGGUAAAGGACCAAAUUCACAUUGAAGUCAUUAGCAAGAGAAGAAGCCGCCUUGGCUUUAUGUCAAAGGAACCACUGGGGCACGUGGAUAUAAAUCUCUCUGAUGUAGUUUACAACGGACAUAUCAACGAGAGGUGCUAUCUUAUCAAUUCUAGAGAUGGGGUAAUACAUGUAGACAUAGGAUGGAAGGUAAUCUGAUACUGUUGCAUUGUAAAUUACUUGUUUGAGCUUAGCUUCCAUACAAAGAAUUUUGUAAUAUUUGGUCUCAAAAAAUGCAUCAUCAUACCCACACAAAAUCAUACACAAGAAAAUAUGUACAUGAAGAAAAAAUAAUAAAAAUGUAUUACUAUUAAAGAUUUUGACUUGUAUUUCUUUGUAAACUAUAAUAUAAAGUUCUU
Messenger RNA from Olea europaea var. sylvestris, 2089 nucleotides. RefSeq names its product synaptotagmin-3-like. Gene Ontology annotation, molecular function: lipid binding. The record is from RefSeq and is a predicted model, not a curated record. The transcript is spliced from 12 exons. Gene Ontology annotation, cellular component: endoplasmic reticulum. NCBI's taxonomy places the organism in Eukaryota, Viridiplantae, Streptophyta, Magnoliopsida, Lamiales, Oleaceae. Bases 252 to 1889 code for a protein of 545 amino acids.